Messenger RNA from Patiria miniata (bat star), 2870 nucleotides. RefSeq names its product zinc finger protein 664-like. NCBI's taxonomy places the organism in Eukaryota, Metazoa, Echinodermata, Asteroidea, Valvatida, Asterinidae. The transcript has 3 exons. Gene Ontology annotation, biological process: regulation of transcription by RNA polymerase II. Gene Ontology annotation, molecular function: DNA-binding transcription factor activity, RNA polymerase II-specific; RNA polymerase II cis-regulatory region sequence-specific DNA binding. The record is from RefSeq and is a predicted model, not a curated record. The coding region runs from base 213 to 1436 and encodes 407 amino acids.
CAAGCGGAGAAGAAUCUGUAUGCCAACACCAAUUUCCUCAUGGAGCCAUUCGAAGACGAGGAAUAUGAGGAGGACCCUUUUUCCAUGGAUGAUAACUCGGAUGAUCUGGACUACACACCGCUUUCCAUCAUUCGAUAUAAAAGACCCCAAGUAGAAAACUGCCAAGAAGAAACAGUUCAAGACGUUCCAGGGAUGAAAUCACGACGGUUUCCAUGGAGAUGCUGAAUGAUGACAACAGUGGCGUGAUCGUUGAACGCAUGCCAAAGCAGUCUAAACCCAAGCGGCGAGUGCAGAGUGCCAAAGCGGCCAAACCAAAGACAGAGCACGGACCACCACGCAAGAGAGGACGACCGCGGAAAAACCCAGCCGAUUUGGCGAGGAACAAGCGUAAGAAAGGCCGCCCUCGGAUGACAGAAGAGCAGAAAAUGGCAAAGAAGAAAGCUUACAACGAAUCGCGAACACGUCUUCGUUUGGAGGUGUUACGAGAGACUCUACCAAGGAUGUUUCGCUGCAGGAUGUGUGUUGAACAGUUCACCGAAACUGACGACAUGAUAUUGCAUUACUUUGAGGUGCACAGGCAGCAGUCAAUCAGCGAGCAGGACCGCGAAGAUAAGAUUAGCGCGUACAACACAUGCCGACUGGCAGACGUAGCCGCCGUGCUCAGAGAAUGCCCCGACUGCAAUGAGUACGUAGAGAACAUGUCGCAUCACAGCCGCGAGCAUCAGCCACGGAACAUUAUCUGUGAGGAGUGUGGCAAACUAUUCCUGACUCGUAGGCAGCUUAAUGUGCAUAUGCGCGUCCACAGAAUGGACCGGACUGGCGAGCGACUGCAAUGCGACAAGUGCGACAAGUCCUACCGCUGCAGCGCCAGUUUGCAGCGGCACCAGCUGAUUCACACGGGAAAGAAGACGUUCAUCUGCGAUCAGUGCGGGAAGGAUUUCUUCAACAGUGUGCGGUUGAGGGUCCACCGAGCAGUGCAUAUGAAGGAGAAGCCCUACAAGUGUACGGAAUGUGGGCGAGGCUUCACCCAGCUCACCAACCUGCGGAGUCAUGAGCGUGUGCACACGGGCAUCAAGCCGUACAAGUGCGAACACUGCCAGGAUUCCUUUACGCACAAAGUCAGCAUGAAGAUGCACCAGAAGAAAAAGCACGGAAUCGACUGGUGGAAAGAAAACGGUGUACCGAUGCAAGCCAGGAAAUCAGUCAAAAAGCGAUCCACCACUAGCAAGAAAUCAGUGGACAAGGAGUUAGCGAAGAUGCAAACCUUUGUGGAUCAACACCACACGCACCCAGAGGAGACCGCGAGGAAUUACCAGUAUGCCAGCAACCUGAUCACGCAAGGCUCUAAGACCUACGCUCAACUGGAAAGAAAAACAAACGUGACUGAAGCCUUCCAUUCUAUGAUGAACCCAUUUGAGCAUCCUUGGCAAUCGUGAGUGACAACCAGUUAAGGGCCAAUUUCCUGGUGCUGCUUAACGCUUAGUAGCAAAAGAAAGAGUUCUAUCUUUAGCAAUUUAGACAUGCUUACGCUUGUACAUGCAAUGAGGUGGUUGUAUAACUCAAUUACUAAGCAAAUUCAGCCUUAACCAGGUUGCGCCGGAUACCGUGUAUACAGUCAAAGGUUUUGCAGUAUUCGGAACGAAUGAGGCAUAAACAUGCAGGGAGCGAGGCCGAAAAUAUCUGUCAGUGACCCGCUCCCAGCAAGUGAGGCCUGAAAUAUGAGUGUUUUGCCCAUGGGUGAUGGCUUCAACCUGGCUUGAGGUCAAGUGAAAAGUAAUCCCGCGCUUUGUUCCGUUCUUGUCAAAAUAAUCCUGGCGUGAACUGGUUAAGAGGUUAGCGUCCACUGUCCUUACUGCUUACUGUGACCGUGGAACGACUUGGACCCAGAUCUAUUUUCCACCCUCCUCCAUCCAUUGCUGGCAUUUGUAAGUGCAAGUUACAAUGUGUGUAUAUGAUACACUAUGGACUUUUGUGCAUGACAAGUCGAUGGCAGUUUUGUGACCACGUAUACAUGUAUUAUCUGAGAGUUCCAGUGGGAGUGACGCACCAUGUGAGCGUAGUGGUUCAUGCGCACAUUCCGCAAGGCACGUAGAACUCAAUGCGCACAUACCCAUGGCGUCUUCAUGUGAGCAUCAGGCGCGACGGACAAUGCUUUCAACAGUCCCUCCUGGUGGUCUCCCCCAACUCUCCCUUUGUAACCGUUGAGGACGCACCCGUGCACAGAGUCUAUACUGCUAUGGGCUCCGUGCGCCAACAAAAGAGGGCGCCUUUUUACCUAGCAAUGACGUCCCAUGGGCAGGACACACACAUUUCGCUGGUUGACGCGCACUGUGCCUUGUGUAUGACGCAUGUACACCAGGGGAUUUGUACUAUGGACACGCAGUGGCCGCACUUCGUGCGGCGAAAUAUUGCAGUCAGGCAACUGAGGCAAGAUGGCGUUGUUCGGUCACCCCCAACUGUACUUUCUUUGCCGGUGAGGGGGUACUUGUGAACGGAGCAGAUAAAACCAUACAUAUGUAAUAUUGAUUAUAAAGCAAAUAACUGUAAAGACAUGUUUUCAGUCAUUGGUGGAUUUUUGUGCUAAUCAGCUCUGUAAAAUUGGCCCUUUAUCAGAGACAAGUCGAAGACUUGAAUAAACUGCCUUUGCAAGUACAUUGACCUUGCUUGUUAAAAAUAAAAAUUUGUGUAAAUGUCAGUCACCAGUGACUAAAAGAUAAGUUUCAUUUAAUGAAAGAGUAUUGAAUAUGCAGUUAGUAUGGUGCCCUUUGUAGCUUCAUACUUUGUUUCAAUUUAAAAAUGUUGGCGUCACCAGUUGCUGGUAUGUAAGGGGGGAAACGUUUUGUUGGGAGACGGUUUUUUUUAUCUGUAUU